Messenger RNA from Coniophora puteana RWD-64-598 SS2, 2034 nucleotides. RefSeq lists its product as uncharacterized. Bases 42 to 1805 code for a protein of 587 amino acids. The record is from RefSeq and is a predicted model, not a curated record. The transcript has 4 exons. NCBI's taxonomy places the organism in Eukaryota, Fungi, Basidiomycota, Agaricomycetes, Boletales, Coniophoraceae.
GUAACCACCUCGUUAAUUCCCGUCGCAUAUCCCACCAAGCCAUGUCUCCAGCAGCCCUCAACGCGUCCAACGACAGUCCUUCACCCACAAAGCUCAAGACCAAGUCGCCAAAACCGCGUCAGCUUCAGCUGCUCGACUCCAAUUACUCUCCCAACCCUUCCACGUAUUCGCAGGUCGAAAAGUCUCAGCGCAGGCACAGCUCCAUCGCGUACAAGACGUCGUCUCCUGUCCCCCAAGAGUCAGACGUCUCUCCGUCUGUCAACGCGUCUCCUUCUUUACGCGCCGAGCGUCGCCAGAGCUCCAUCACCUACAUAUCUUCUCGCGACGUCAACGGAGUCGUAUCUCCCUCACCUCCGUCCUCCUUCAACACCAGAAGACCCCAGAGUUACAGCCAUGCACCCAGAGACUCUCGCCGGCAGUCAUCGAUAUCCUACAUCGCGCCUGGCGAAAAUUCUCCCGAAUCACCUCUCGGUCGACCAGGAUACAAAAGGGGAAUGUCGGAGAGCGGAAAUGGUGUCUUUGAGUUGGAGCGCGCCAGCGGUCAGGGAGAGAGCACCAGCAAAAGGCAGAGCCUCAGCUCUGUCGCAUCGGGUGCAUCAAGAGGUCCUUUGACCCUCACAGAGCAGCAUGCAGACCUAUUGCGCUCAAUUGCUCAACACGAGUCGCGUCGUAUGGAGCUGAAAGGCCAACUAGAAACCUGCGAGGCGGAUUUGGGUAAACUAAAACGACAAUGGGAGCGUAUCGUUCAACGUGGAAUCAGCCCGAAUUCAACUUUCCACAAUCCAUCGCCCGCAGAUACAUCAGGCGCAGUUCUGGGAGGCAUCCGCGAAGGUGUUCAAGAAGUUGGCCGUAUGCUUGCCAUGGGUUUGGCCGACCUUUCGUCCCCGGCGAUGCCCAUCACGCCACGGCAUGCGACACGGGAAUCCGAUUCCUCUGCGUCGUCAGCCGAAACCGCGUUCUCCACUUUUGGGUUCAACGACGGCCGUGGUAGCAGCGAAUGGGGCGAGGAACUCUCUCCAAAAGACGGUCAAUUCAAACCUAGCCCCCAAAUCCCCGUCGAGAAUCUGCCAGCAAAGGUUACUCGGCGGCGCUCGGUGAAAGGCAGUGGAGAUCUGACGUCCCGGAGCGGCCAGCACGCCGCUUCCUCUUCGACGUCGAGCGCGAUUGAUCCUUCGAUCCGCGUUCCUGCUUCUCCUGUAUUGUCAUCCGCCGUACCAGAGCCUGAUGAAACACACCCGUCGGCGAAACCGGAAGGGUUGCACAUCGACACCGCCUCUCCGAAGUCGAAACGCAACAGCCUCGCCAUGUCGGGGCUCCCGCCCCCGAGCCCGAUGCCGGGCCUGAACUCGCUAACGGUCGUCGGGAGCAGCACUCCCAUGUCCUCGUGGGCCGGGAGCAUCGGGAAGCGAUGGGGCGAGCUGACGAACGGAGGGUCGUCGAAGCACGGGCAGAAACGUGGCUCGUCCCUGUUCUCGGAUGUGCUCUUCUCGGAUGUCUCGCAGAGCCUCGCCAAUGCGUUUGGACCUGCAUCGCCUUCUCCUGCCACCCAGUUGGCCAUCCCCGGAGCUCGUACUGGAACAUCUAGCAGCAGCCGCAGUCAUGGUCAUAGUCACAGCAAGACGAUGCCCUCACCUGCGCCGAGCAGCCGGUCGUUCCUGGACGACGACGAUGACGAAGGGCAGGCGCUCAACGUUGGAAGCGUUCUCAUACCUGACUCGGCGCCGAGCGUAAAGAGCAGAUCGUCGGGACCCAAGACUGUCACGCCGAAUGCGGAGACCGACUUUGACGACGACUGGAACUGGUAGAUCCAGUCUGUUAUUAACUGUUAAUAAUUUUUAUUGACUGUGCAAAGCCGCUCGAAGGUGAUGGCAUAUAGAAGAUGUGGUAAACUAUGUAACGAUCUCACGACAAAGUACGAUAUAAGCUCGGUAGGGCUUUGGUUUCUCUUAUUAUGCUCAGUUAACGGUGUCUGUGCUUUGGAUUGGCAUACAGUAUAUCCCAUUGUAUAGUCUUGAUUUGGAUCACAAUGAAAAG